GUAAGUUGUAGAGCUUGCAUUCCAUGUGGGACAUGCCGCAUGCGUCAACCCGAUUUAGCUCUUGGAGAAGCACAAUUCCAUAACAAGGUUUUACCUUCCUGUCUAUAAGGUCUCUACCACGAAAAGAAGUUGUAACAUGCUAAAAGAAAUGAUCAAGACAGUACCGUUCGUUGAGAAUUUGUACGAUCAACUUCCCGUUUUAAUCGUCAUCGUCAACUCGUAUAGGUGUAACAACUGUGAUAACUGAAGGCAGUAUUCUUUGUUUCCACGAAAACGUAAAGAGAAACCGACUCUGCAGGUGGGAGCAUGAACCGUGCGUGAAAAUUCUCCAUAAAUUUGGAAGGUUUCAAAAGGACCAAUCUUGAUCAUGUCACUGAAACGGAAAGAGUCCAAUAACAGAAAAAACCUCACGCCCAGUCCGGAUUACGAAACACUAUCUGAUGUGAUAAAGACAGGUUAUUUAAAGAAGUUGAAGACCUCGAAGAAGAAGUUUUUUGUGUUACGAACUGAUUCUUCUUCGGGUCCAGCCCGUCUGGAGUACUAUGAUAGCGAGAAAAAAUGGAGACUCGGAGCAUCAUCGAAACGAAACGUUUAUCUGAGGGCUUGUUUCAAUAUCAACAGGAAGAUGGACACUCGCCAGAAGUUUGUCAUUGCCUUGCACACUAAAUAUGAUUGUCUCUCUGUAGCCAUGGACACUGAAGAAGAACUCGAAGCUUGGCUGACGGCCAUGUUGGAGCUACAGCAGGGAAUAACAGAAGAGAACAGACAAAAUAAGCCCAAACCUACUUUUGAGCAUGUUUGGCAAGUGAUCGUAAAAAACAAAGGACUAGGAACUACUAAGAAUAUUACAGGCCCUUAUCGUCUUUGUCUCUCAGCAAAUAUCUUAAGCCUCGUCAAAGUGACACUGAAAGACGACGAAACGGAACCCAUUGCGUUCCCUUUAGUAACAAUUCGUAGAUGUGGACACUCUGACUGUUUCUUCUUCAUGGAAGUUGGCCGCUCAGCAGUAACAGGAGCCGGAGAGUUAUGGAUGCAAGCAGAAGAAAAUCUGAUUUCCCAGAACAUGCAUGAAACAAUCCUAAAUUCCAUGAAGUCCUCAAGAAAUGUUGAAGACUCUUUGUCAAUAAAUCGUGUUAGAAGUUCAUCUACCUGUGAAAACAGCAAAUUUAGCUCAUCUUGGAGAUCAUCUAUCAGCUCAGAAUGGACCUCCAUUGGAACUUCUUUGGCUGAUCCCUGUGACCAUAUUGUACCUCGAACAUCAAAACUAAGUGAAAGUUGCAGUGAAGUUGGAAGUAUAAGCCUUGAUGAAGCUUGUUCCUUAGACAGUGUAACCAGUAAUCUAUCCAUAGAUGCACCUGAAAAUCAUUAUGUCUGCCAGACCUUCAGAUGUUCCAGUUUUCCUUCACCCGAGUUUCAGGCUGAAAUAUGUGAAGACUACUUGCCAAUGGACCCACAAACAG
Molecule: messenger RNA, 1460 nt
Organism: Limulus polyphemus (Atlantic horseshoe crab)
Lineage: Eukaryota; Metazoa; Arthropoda; Merostomata; Xiphosura; Limulidae
Product: insulin receptor substrate 1-B-like
Exons: 9
Biological process (GO): insulin receptor signaling pathway
Cellular component (GO): cytosol; plasma membrane
Molecular function (GO): phosphatidylinositol 3-kinase binding; insulin receptor binding
Source: RefSeq, a predicted model, not a curated record